This is a messenger RNA of Lachancea fermentati, 1851 nucleotides long. The record is from the annotation of a GenBank genome assembly. NCBI's taxonomy places the organism in Eukaryota, Fungi, Ascomycota, Saccharomycetes, Saccharomycetales, Saccharomycetaceae.
AUGGCAAAUAAAUUCGUCCCUUUCUUACUCCCUCUACUUAUUAUUCACCCCGUCUCGGGGCAGAACCCUCAGGCACAUGGCGAGUAUAAUAUAGAGCACCCAAAUCUGCCAACCAUGCUUGAAAAUGGAUCAGUAUCGGAGGAUUCGUUUUGGGAAGAUUUUCAAUAUGAAUCUUAUGAGGACUUUGCAAGCAAAUGGAUAACCCCAAAGCCUCAAGUUGAAGGGAAUGAUUUCGAAUAUUAUCCCGGCCAAUGGAGGCUAGAAGAGGCUUAUUUAGUACCUGGGUUCCGCAAGGAUUUGUCCCUAGUUCUUGGGAGUUCCGAACAGCGCUCUUUAAUUGCACGCAAAUUACCAAAAGUGAUUUCUACAAAUCAAAAUGCUACUCUAGUAAUCCAGUAUGAGGUAAAGCUUCAGAAAAAACUUGAAUGCGGAGGCGCAUACAUGAAGCUGUAUCCUCCUACUGAUAAGGACUUGACUACGUACAACUUCUCAACUCCAUUUGAACUUGUGUUUGGGCCUGAUUCUUGUCAACCUUACACAAAUGAAGUGCGCUUGGUCUUGAAACGAACAAAUCCGAUAACAGGGCUUUCUCAAGAAAAGUACUUGCAAGGUGCCCCGCAAUCGAAGUUGAAUUCGCCUUUGUCACACUUGUAUACCUUGAUCUUGGAUGCAGAGAACCAAUAUUAUGAGAUUCGAAUUGAUGGCAAAGUAAACAAGUCUGGUAGUCUACUGCAAGAGGGGUUGUUUGAUCCCCCACUCAGCCCACCUAAGACCAUACCAGAUUCACAAAGUUUCAAACCAGAUGCCUGGGACGAUCGCCCAAUGAUUCCGGACCCUGAUGCAAAAAAACCUGAAGACUGGAAUGAAGACGAACCAUUACAUAUCCCAGACCCUAAACGCACCAAACCUGUUGAGUGGGAUGAGUCAAUUCCUGAAUAUAUUAUUGAUACACAAGCUCAAAAGCCACUAUGGUGGAACGAGGAAAAAGAUGGCAAGUGGGUACCCCCCUCAAUUAAAAAUCCGUCAUGCCAUUCUCCGCAAGGUUGUGGUAAGUGGAAGCCACGAUUAGUGAAGAAUCCUAAGUAUCGAGGGCACUGGAAUCCACCACAAAUCCCAAACCCAAACUAUCAAGGUGAAUGGAAACCUAAAAUGAUUGAUAAUCCUGAUUACUUUUUCGAUGAAACACCUGCAUUACUAGAAAAUGACAUCGGGAUCAUUGUGUUUGACCUGUGGAGUACAUCGACUGAUACUCUUUUCGACAAUAUUUACGUAGGGCACUCCGUCGAAGAAGCCGAGAAAUUAGGGAAUAUGACUUUUUUACCCAAAUUGCGACUAGAAAAAAAAGAGCUGAAAAUGCAAGAACCUGAAGUUCAGGGAAUCAGCAAACCAACAAUGCCUGAAAGCGGAACUUCGGGCAAUUUAUUUGAUAUCCUCUUCGAAAAGGUAUUAUCUGGGUUCUCACUACUCGAUGACCUUGUAAAGGGGAUAAUAUUUGGAAUUGGGCUUCUAAUUGUGGUAGCAUUAACUGCUAUUGUGCUAAUCAAGAUUAUGUUGAUGACCCCUGACAGCGAGUCUGCAAAAGUUGCGCAAAGACCCAGCAAGAUCUCUAAGGCUGCUGAAAAGACGCAGAAGGUCGAGCCACUGUCUGAGAAGAGUGCAGGGAAGAGUUUGAGGUCCUCAAAUGCCGGCGCUGUUGAGAACAACGCCCACUCCACUGGCUCAGUCUUGGAUGAGGAACCAGAGGGCUCGACGCUUCUUUCAAGAAAAGUUAUACCACUGAAAUCUGAUGAAGAUUACGAAGAAGAGCUGGAGAUCUCCGUGCUUGAAGAGAAUGAUGACGAUCGCAAAUGA